AUGGAAAAUCGGAGUUGUGAAGAUGCAGAUUUGCUGAAUGAUCCCGAAGCGAGCUUUCAAGCGGCUGAUUAUGCUAUUUUGGGAGUAAUGCUAGCGCUUUCAGGAGUUAUCGGCAUUUUUUUCGCCUGGAAGGAUCGGAAGGAAAGCUCCGAAGUAUACAUGAUGGGAGGAGGAAGUGUGUCCCCCUUUCCAAUCGCCGCUUCUCUCGCUACAACUUUUUCUCGGCCGUGA
Molecule: messenger RNA, 231 nt
Organism: Oikopleura dioica
Lineage: Eukaryota; Metazoa; Chordata; Appendicularia; Copelata; Oikopleuridae
Source: the annotation of a GenBank genome assembly